Molecule: messenger RNA, 1904 nt
Organism: Brassica oleracea var. oleracea
Lineage: Eukaryota; Viridiplantae; Streptophyta; Magnoliopsida; Brassicales; Brassicaceae
Product: protein-tyrosine sulfotransferase-like
Exons: 13
Coding region: 210-1706 (498 amino acids)
Cellular component (GO): membrane
Molecular function (GO): heparan sulfate 6-sulfotransferase activity
Source: RefSeq, a predicted model, not a curated record
UCCUCUCCUCCUCAGUGCGUGUUUCCUAAAAGUUUAGUUUUUUCGUGACCAACUCUUCUCUCGGGAGCGCACACAAAUCUCUCUUCGUUCUUUCAUCCUUGGUUUUGAGCUUAUCGCAGGGCCUAGUAACAUCGAUCGAGGAGAAUUUAUGAGCACGAGAUCUCGAUUCCCCAUACACUGAAUACACUAGGGUUCGAAGUCGGGGCGCAAUGCAAAUGAAUCGUAUCUCGAAGCUGGCUCUCGUGGGGUUAAUACUUCUCUGCUCAGUUCUUGUCUCCUCUGCGGAACUUGAGUUUGGUCACUGCGAAAGAGUUGUGAAAAGAUGGGCGGAUGCUUCUUCUUCAUCUUCUAGUGAAGAACAACAUUCUAAUAACAAAGACAAACGCUCUCUUCAGGAUCUGCUCUUCUUUCUCCAUGUUCCUCGAACUGGUGGCAGAACCUACUUUAACUGUUUCUUGAGGAAGUUGUAUGAUAACGCUGAGGAAUGUCCUCGUUCUUACGACAAGCUCCGUUUCAAUCCAAGGAAGGAGAAGUGCAAGUUGUUGGCGACGCAUGAUGACUACAGUUUGAUGGAAAUGCUACCGAGGGAUAAAACUUCGGUGAUGACAAUAGUCCGUGAUCCCGUUGCGCGUGUGCUGAGCACUUACGAGUUUUCAGUAGAGGUAGCAGCUAGGUUCUUGGUGCAUCCCAAUUUAACUUCUGCUGCAAGGAUGGCUGGCCGCAUCCGCAAGAAGAAUGUUAUAAGCACGCUAGACAUAUGGCCUUGGAAGUACCUUGUUCCAUGGAUGAGAGAAGACCUCUUUGCUCGGAGAGAUGCAAGAAAAGUUAAGGGAGUGGUCAUCAUUGAAGACGCUAACCCUUAUGGCAUGGAGGAGAUGCUUAUGCCGCUGCACAAGUAUCUCGAUACUCCCACUGCUCAUGACAUAAUCCACAAUGGAGCUACGUUUCAGAUUGCAGGAUUGACAAACAAUUCACAUUUAGCAGAAGCACACGAGGUUAGGCAUUGUGUGCAGAAGUAUAAAAGCCUCGGCGAGCUUGUUCUUCAAGUCGCCAAGAGAAGGUUGGAUAGCAUGUUGUAUGUUGGACUUACAGAGGAGCAUAGAGAAUCUGCAUCGCUUUUUGCUAAUGUAGUGGGCUCUCAGGUGCUUUCCCAAGUGGUUAUGUCAAACGUAACUGCAAAAUCCAAAACUACUAAAUCAGAAGAAAGGGAUACAGUUUCAGAAUCAGGGUCAGAUAAGAGUGAGAUUAAGAAUGGUACAACUAAAGUUGCAUCUGACAAGAUAGAAGCUAAGAGUGGGACUAUGACGGUGAAAACUCUAAUGGAAGUCUAUGAAGGCUGCAGUACUCAUCUACGGAAGUCCCAAGGAACCAGACGUGUCAACUCCUUGAAGAGAAUCUCGCCAGCAAAUUUCACCACAGAGACACGUACAAGAGUUCCUAGAGAGGUGAUUCAGCAGAUCAAAUCGCUUAACAAUCUAGAUGUGGAGCUUUACAAGUAUGCAAAAGAGAUCUUUGUCAAAGAACAUGAACUUGUGUCAAAGAAGAUCGUUUCAACAUCUAAGAGAAGCAUUGUUGAUCUGCAGAACGUAUUUGGAGAAAUGGAUGAUGAGAAGCUGUGGACAGUGGCAUUGAUGCUUUUACUGCUCUUCCUUUUCUUUCUAUUUGUAAAUGCUAGAAGAAGAAGAACCUCUAAGGUUAAGAUUUGAUCAUCCUCACUUUCUUUGGGGCCAAAUUAGGCAGUUGGGAGAAGAUUUUGGGUCUAAUUGUAAUAUUCUUAAAGCUUCUGGGUCCAGUUGUAAUAUUCUCUUGUUUUCUUUUCUACUUCUCGUGGUAGAGAAAAAGUUUUGGGCCUUACAGGUGAAAAGGGGAAAAUUAGAAGUAAGCCCAUAUCUUCUUUCUUAUAA